AUGGAUUACUUUACGAAAUUUACAAAACGUAUUGCACCUCCUAAAGUGCAGCCAACAGGAGCAAUGCAACUUUCUAAAUUUCAUAAGAAUUGGGAAUAUAUUCAUAAUAUUUUUGUUAUGGAUGAUCAUAAGGCAAACGUACAUGUACAGCAAACAGAAAUUCCUGCCAAACUACGUCAAAUGGUUGAUUUAUUAGUGGAUGAGGAAGCUCGUCAAGAAGAUAAUACCACUGGUCUUUGUAUGGAAUAUUUUUUGAAAAAUGGUAUCUUGCAAUAUCUUGUUAGCAUUGUAGAAAAAGCAGACUAUCCUGUAGGUGUUCGUGGAGAGGCAAUUCGAAUGAUUGCAAAUAUGAUUGAUUUAUUGGAUGAUCGGUUCCUUGUUCAUAACGCUGUACAUAGGCCUACAAUUAGAUUACUGCGUUUUUGCGUUCUUGAUGAUCGUCAGAGCGAACUCUAUAGUGAUGAUCUUGUAGAUUUGAUGUAUAUUAUAUGUUCAAAAAUUCAUGGAUUUCCUGCUCUUUUGAAUAUUUUUUUCCAUGAUAAACUUUGGUUAAAUAUGCCUCAAAAGAGUUCAAUUGUAUCUGAAAAUGAUAACAGUAACACUAAUGAGAGUGAGCAUUCUACAACGACAGAAAAUCCUCAACAUGAAUACGAAUUUCUAUUAUUUACUUAUUUGUUACGUUUUGUACAUCGUGAGGGACGAUCAGGAGAUUUUGCGAGAACCGGCUUAUUGUUUUUAAUGGAACUGGCAAAUGAUCAAUUGGGUGAUUUUAUUUUAGGAUCUGAUUUUGCAACAAUUAUGGCCGCUGGGCUCGGCGCUCUGUAUUCUCAACUUCCUAGAAAGCUGAUAAUUAAAGAUGAAAUAGAGCAAAUCUAUUCAAAUCCAGUAUCUUAUUUACUUGGUCAAGACUCCCUUGAGAAUAAUAUAAAGAGUAAUAGCAAUCGAUUUGCUCGUUUUGGUUUUGGUGCCGAGUAUUCAAAUUCGCAUGAAUUUAGAUAUCAGCUCGAUUCCUUUUUAAAGUUGCUAGAGUUUUGUCAAGAUGUUAUUAUACGAUGUCCAAAUCCUGACAUAUGUAUUUCACUUUUGAAGAGUAUACGUUCUAUCUUUUUAGAAAAUAUCUUAUAUCCAUCUAUCCUUGAGUGUUCAGAUCUAGAUGGAUCUUCUGUAGCUGUUAUCAGCUAUAUCGACUUAAUUUUACAAACUGUACAACAAGAAGAUUUAUCAAAGGUGAUUGUAGGUUAUUUAAUGGUCGAUGAAGAGAUAGCAGUUAAUGAGGAUCUUUCUAAUGGAAUAAAUCAUAUGGAUAUGAAUAAGGAUAAUACCAUUUCAAAUAAUAAUCAUCAUCUUGCCCAUUUUACGCUCAAAGAUUUAAUCUUUAGUCGUCUUAAAUCUAACUCUCAAUCAACCGUAAUUGCAACCUUGAAGCUUCUUAAGACACUUAUUACUAACCAUUGCCAAUAUUCUCUUGGAUUACUUUCUAUAUACAUUGAACAUGACAGUCGGUCCGUUAUUAUCUCGCAUCAUUUACGUGAGAUUGAACUCUAUUUUUCACUAAUUGCUGCUAUCGAUAAAACUCAUGCAAAAGAUGUUUUGGGAUAUGGUUAUGAAGAAUAUCUUCGAGAUGUAGAGAUCAUGUUUGAUAAUGACGACUGCUAUCAUCAUAUGAGACUGGUUCAUGAAAAUUCCUUUAAUAUGAAAAAUGACUAUUAUAUACAGACACCAAAGGCAAAGAGAAGAAGGAGUUUUAAAUAUGGUCAACGUUAUGAAGAUAAUUCUUAUAAACUCAAAGAAAAAGAAACAAAAGUAAGUUUGAAGCAACAGACAUGCGGUGCAAAAUCAUUACUACGACAUCGACUUCGUUCAACAGAUCCCUUAUUACAAAUUUUAUUGAACUUGUUGAGUCACUUUUUUACACAAUCUGUCGAAUUAAAUUUAGCAUUAACUGGUGUCAUUUCUGCACUAGCGCUUUGUCCAUAUCGUAAUCUGGAGGGCUGGAUAACGUUCAGUGAAUCAGAUCGUACAGGUCAUGAUGAUGUGCGUGUAUUGGAUCCUAAAGAAGAUCAAGCGUCUACUAGUAAUAAUAAUAAGACUGAAGCUGAUAAAGUGUAUCAACAAGAUAUAUAUGAACAAGAGAGGAAUACUAUUAGCUCACCUAUAAAUAAUGACAACGAUGUUGAUGAUGAUGAUGAUGAAAAUGAUGAUCGUUCAAUUGAUUUUGGUGCUGAGCAAGGAUCAGACAAGAAAACAUCGCCUACCUAUUUUAAGUCUUAUCCAUCCUUUUUUACUUUACUUCGUACACUUACUCAGCAAGUAGAUUAUUAUCGUUCUGAAAUACAAGAAUUUGACACACUUUUAGAUGAACGUCGUAAGGCUUUAAUAACCGGUGAACUCUCAUUCUCAGAUAAAAGAGUAAUGUCUCCUUCAAAUAGUUUGACAACGGCUAUAAGUGCACGUAUCAUGAAUAACCAUCAUAAUGCUAUGAACAGAAAGCCUUCUAUCCUUCGCCCUUCACUCUCAACACCUUUACUGAGUCCUUCUUCUUCUACUUCAGUGACAUCUACCCUGACGGGUGUAAGUAGUUCACCUAUUUCAUCCAACUUAUCCUCUAUUUCUAAUACCAAUAUGAAUGUUAUCUUGAGUAACCCAAUGUCACCUUUAACAGUUCAUGUCAAAAGGACGACAAAUACACGUCUUCAGCCCCUAUUUCCAUCCAAUUUUACUAAUGAAAGAGAAGAAGCCAUUUUAGACUUGGAUGAUGAAGAUGAACAUAUGUUUACUCCUAAAUCAGUUCAUCCAUCAAAAUCUAAUAGAGUUGAUAAAAGUACUGAGAUUACGCUUUCAAUGUUACUAAAUAACGUUGUUAUUCUAGAGGAAACGAUUAAAGAGUUAGUUGCUCUAAUUCAGGUUCGACGUAGUUUGGGUAUUGAUAAAAUUUCAUAUGUUUAA
Messenger RNA from Cokeromyces recurvatus, 2946 nucleotides. RefSeq names its product Retinoic acid induced 16-like protein-domain-containing protein. The coding region runs from base 1 to 2946 and encodes 981 amino acids. The transcript is spliced from 2 exons. Lineage: Eukaryota; Fungi; Mucoromycota; Mucoromycetes; Mucorales; Mucoraceae. The record is from RefSeq and is a predicted model, not a curated record.